AAGCUUUGCAUACGGAAUAUGUGUGCAAGGCUGCAAAUGCAAUGCCACCUGCGCCAUAUUGUUCCUGAAUUCUGAUGACUCCUGCUGCAGCAUGGCUAGCCUCAAGUCUGUUGACUUGCACAGGAUAUUCAAGAAGCUGGACCAGAACGACGAUGGCUACGUUAGUCUCGGCGAGCUCAGCUGGCUCCUGGACAAGGUUGGCAUCCGAACUGGCCCUGACGAGCUCGAAUCCAUCGUGGGACGAGAGAGAUUAGACCUGCAAGAGUUCAUCUUCUUCUAUGAGCAGAUAUCGAGGCCAGACGGGGCGGAGCCUGCAGCUGGCUUUGAGGGAGAUGAAGAAAGGGACCUUGUCGAGGCGUUCAAGGUGUUUGACCUGAACAAGGAUGGAUUCAUAUCCUGUGAAGAGCUUCAGAAGGUUUUGUCCAGCCUUGGACUCUGGGAGGAGAGGAGUGGAUGCAGUUGCCGGAGUAUGAUCUCUGAAUUUGAUACCAAUUCAGAUGGGUUGCUUGAUUUUGAGGAGUUCAAGAGAAUGAUGCUACUUACGAUUCCUUGAGCCUUUCUGUAUAUGAACUUUAGACUUCUCGUUCUCUCAUACAAAAUUAAGGUGUUAAUGGUUAAUAAUAAUUUUGGAUUUAUUUUGAUUUUAUUGUUAUAAUAUAUAUUUAUAAACAGGUAUAACACCUAUAUUUAUGUA
Molecule: messenger RNA, 694 nt
Organism: Nelumbo nucifera (sacred lotus)
Lineage: Eukaryota; Viridiplantae; Streptophyta; Magnoliopsida; Proteales; Nelumbonaceae
Source: RefSeq, a predicted model, not a curated record